Messenger RNA from Alexandromys fortis (reed vole), 1816 nucleotides. RefSeq names its product coiled-coil domain containing 78 (gene Ccdc78). Gene Ontology annotation, cellular component: cytoplasm. The record is from RefSeq and is a predicted model, not a curated record. The transcript has 16 exons. Bases 312 to 1673 code for a protein of 453 amino acids. Lineage: Eukaryota; Metazoa; Chordata; Mammalia; Rodentia; Cricetidae.
CAGAUAGUAGCCGCUGCCCACCACACUCUCCCUCUCUCCGGCCGCGACCCUGAGUGCUGCUGAGACCUGAGAAACGACUGCAGGAAUUGCGCAUGCGCAAAAGAGAAUGCAGGCACCGAUAGAGCACAGUGUGAGAUGACGGGUGUGUCCAGUUUGUUCACCUGCUGGUGUGAGUUCUGCUGACACAGGAAGAUAGGCAGGAUGGGUAGUCUCUAAGGUCAACAGAGGCCUUGGCAACACUCACAGCAACAGCCGGGAAGCAGGCCACGAUCAGACAGAUCCCGAGCCAGGAUUCCUCUCCACUAUGGAGUAUGUGGCAGCCCCAGGCCCCAGGCCAGGUGCCCCACUUCAAGUCACAGAGAAUGUUGUUCCAGGAACUGAGGAUUGGCUGCCAAGGGUUUCUGGACAGCCCACCUGGGCUACUGGCCUGGAGGGAGAGUAUCAGACAGAUCCAGAGCCGAGUGAGAAGCAGCAGUUGCAGCAUCCCUCGCCCUGGUUACCCACAGAUUUCCAAGGAGCUGGUUGACCUUCAGAUUGCAACCCAUCGCCUUCGUGAGCAGCAUGAAGCUGAAGUCUUCGAGCUGAAGAGGGAAGUUCUUCGACUGGAAAGUCGGGUGCUAGAGCUAGAACUGCAUGGAAAUGGUGACUGCAGGGGACAUGGAGUCCAACCAGCAGCCAGUCCAGGGCAACACAAGGUGCCACCACAAGAGGUGCAGCUCAAGCAAGACAGACUCUCUGAGCCUGAGACCCUGAACAAUCCAGCUUUUGUUCACCAGCAGAAGCUGCAGGGGGAGUUGAACUUGGUCCUGGAGCAUCACAGAGUCAGACAGCAGGCAUUGGAGACACGAGUGGCAGUCCUAGGCUGGCAGUUGCAGAGAGCCCAAGAGGAAGCCAGGGCAGCUGAUCAGCGGCUGGCUGCCCAAGCAAUGGUGUUGUCAACCUGUCAGGAUCAGCUCCAGCAGGCUGAAGCUGAAAAUGCUCAGCUGCAAUUGCAGCUGAAGAAGUUGAAUGAGGAGUAUGCUGUCCGGCUGCAGCGCUACGCCAAAGAGACAGUGGAGACCACCAACAGUACAGGUCAGGCAGCCCUUCAGACGUUCCUGGAGGCCACUCUGCAGGACAUUCGGGCCGCACACCGGAGCCGAGAACAACAGUUGGCCCAAGCGGCCCGGACCUACCGCAAGCGCCUGGUGGAUCUGAGCCGGAGGCAGGAGCUGCUACUAUCCACCUGCAGGGCUACUUUUGCAACAGCCAUCGACCUGGAGCCAUCAUCCAUGCACUGGGCCACUGAACUCAGCCACCAAAGGGAGGAUAAGUAUGGCCGAUACAGGACACUGCUACUGUGCCCCGAGAAAGGACCUGGUGCAACUUCUAAGGAAGGAAGGUCACAGCCACUGGCCCGCGAUACUACAUCCUGGUCCCAAAUCCAGCAGAAGUUGCGGGACUUCUCCCAGGACACCCAGGUAGAGCUAGAACGAGAGCGGGCACAGCUGAUGGUCCGGGCCACCAUGGCGGAACAGCAGCUUUCUGAGUUACAGGAGUAUGUGGACCAGCACUUGGGCAGGUACAAGCAGGAAAUCCAGAGACUGAGGAAGCUGGUGAAGACAGGAGAUCCCCAGGGAGUAGAAGCUAUGCCUUCCUCUAGGCCCCGGCGCCCAAGGACCCAGAGUCACUAGCUAACUAGUCUCCCAGAGGAAGCACAAAUCAAACCUCUUCACAGCCAGCACGGCAUCUGCUGCACACCCUAUCCCAUAGAGUGAUAAGUCAGGAUUGAACCCACAGAGUCUUUAUUGUAUCCAGUCAACCAGCCUGUCAACCU